Molecule: messenger RNA, 5950 nt
Organism: Esox lucius (northern pike)
Lineage: Eukaryota; Metazoa; Chordata; Actinopteri; Esociformes; Esocidae
Gene: onecutl
Product: one cut domain, family member, like
Exons: 5
Coding region: 867-2213 (448 amino acids)
Biological process (GO): regulation of transcription by RNA polymerase II
Cellular component (GO): nucleus
Molecular function (GO): DNA-binding transcription factor activity, RNA polymerase II-specific; RNA polymerase II cis-regulatory region sequence-specific DNA binding
Source: RefSeq, a predicted model, not a curated record
CCCAAAAGAAGUUGACGUCCUGUAGAUUCCUCCCCCGACCAUUCAGGUUGGGAGACACGGUGGAGUUCUGCUGCAGGUCGGGGGACACAGCUCAGGCAGAGGAUGCAGAACGGACCAAACAAACAGGACGAGGAAGGAAAAGGAAGAGAUCAUUGGAGAAGGGGAGAGGAGAGCUUCGGAGCGCUCCGUGUUUUCGGAACGGUGGAUUGUAGGGCAGAGGAAAACGGAGGCAGGGGCUAACCUGACAGGUACACAGACGACUCUGCUUGGAACGCCAAAAACAGCGCCAGGCAGACAACACUGAUCUGAGCUGCAGAGACUGAUGCACUCUUGGCCGUAAAAGACACACACUCAUGCUGACAGGCCAAGGGAAGGCAAGCAUUACCAAGAUAGAAAAUAGAACACAUCCCUCGGUGCAUCUGACCAAUUGUGUGAAUCUGCGCGGACAGGCUGUUUGACCGGAGACAAGCGACACAAUCGGAGAGAUGCAGAGGACGGACAACAGACGCGGAGGCACUAAUUCAACGGAAUAAGGUAGGGUUAAAGAGCGACGAUUCAACGGAGGAACGCUUCUGAGAACCAAAGAAGGGAUGAGAAGAGUGCGGUAGCACAAAUCAAAAUAAUUUGAUAAUUAAUGUUGCAAAUGCUGCUGCGCACUCGAUUUCCUGGAGUUCGAAUGAGUUUAAAGAGACUGCUUAAGUUGUUAUCAGAUUAAUUAGACAGGAGCCACUCAUAAAUCAAUCCAUUUGGAAAUCAAUGAAUCCAUAAUCUUGUGCAACAGAAGGACCAUCCCAGGCUACUGUUAAACAACAAGUAAUAAAUCAACAAGAUUAAGGUAGAAACAGGCUAUAUUCACAGAAUUCAAAAUGGAUGGGAGCCUUGGGGAAAUGCCUGUCCACAGCCACUCUGAGCUCCACAGUCAGGAUGGCAGAGCAAUGCUGCAUACCCGGGACCUUUCAGCUGCUUUCCCCAGGCCCUCCCUCGGGGGCCACUCCAUGUCCCUUGAGCCUGAGCACCGACCACCAGGUUUCGACCACUCCAUGUCAGCGCUGGGCUAUGGAGGAGAUGCUCCGUCUAGCUGUGGCAGCACCUACACCACACUAACCCCCCUGCAGCCAUUCGAUGACAAGUUUCACCACCACCAUCACCACCACCAUCCCUGCCUGCCGGUCAGCAAUGUCAUCGGGAGCUUUACUCUCAUGCGUGAGGACAGGGGCUUGGGCGGAAACUUCUACAACCCUUACAGCAAGGAUCUGGGGAUGACACAGAGCCUUUCACCACCUUCUACAGGCUCUGGCUUGGGGACGCCCAUGCACGGUUAUGGCAGCCUGGGAAACAGCCCUAAUGGCAAUGGUGGCCAGAUGCUUCCAGGUGGUUAUGAGGUCCACGGGGGCAACAUCUUCUGCCGGACGGCAGAUUUCGGCAGGGAAAUGUCCCCUCCCGGGCUGGGCAGUGAUUCUUCUGUCAGCCACCAGCUAAACAAAAUGGAGGCUCACCAGCACGCUCCCAGUCACCAUCCUCACAUCUACAGCCAGCACUACCAAAACCACCACCCCAGCCAGCAGUCCUCCAAGGCCGGGGAGCUCCCUCACUCGUCGUCCUCCUCGCCUGGCAGUGAGGGCAUGCUCCCUAGCUCCCAGGGCGGUGGAGGCGGAGGGGCUGGAGAGGAGAUCAACACCAGGGACGUGGCCCAGAGGAUCAUCACCGAGCUGAAGAGGUACAGCAUCCCCCAGGCCAUAUUUGCAGAGAGGGUUCUGUGUAGGUCACAGGGCACUCUGUCUGACCUCCUGAGGAACCCCAAGCCCUGGGGCAAGCUCAAGUCUGGCCGUGAGACCUUCAAGAGGAUGUCUCGCUGGCUGCAGGAGCCAGAGUUUCAAAGGAUGGCCUCACUGCGUCUGGAGGCCUGCAAACGAAAGGAGCAGGAACAGAGUAAACUGGAGCGCAACCAGGGCCCCAAGCGCACCAGACUGGUGUUCACAGACCUCCAGCGGCGCACCCUGUUGGCCAUCUUCCGGGAGAACCACCGGCCUGCAAAGGACCUCCAGGUCACUAUAUCCCAGCAGCUAGGUCUGGAGCUCUCCACCGUCAGCAAUUUCUUCAUGAACGCCCGACGCCGCAACGUCAACAAGUGGGUGGAAGAGGGCCGCCCCUCCUCCACGGGCUCCUCUGGCUCCAGCGUGUCCUCCUCUGCCGUAUCCUGCAGAACGGCCUGAUGGGAUACUGCUGGGCCAGGGGCUGUGGAAACCAAGGGCACAUGGACUGGUCUAGGCAGAGAUCAGUCGUAAUAAUGUAGUCCUCGUUAUCAGAGGGAGUGAGGAGUUGGAGUAUUUUAGUUUUUAGGAAGAAUUAUCACAGAGCAUUUCAAACCAAAGUUGACCGCUCCUUGAUAUUGAAGGAGUGGUACCCAGUAUAAAAUAUGACAGCUCGUAUGAGGUGAGUUCCUAUCAUUUGUAUAGUUGUGUCCGAAAAGUUGAUUUGACGUUUAACAAUGAAAAACCUUGAUUUCUAUUACAUUUUCCUAUCACAGUAAAUGUAAUUACCGGUAAUUUAGGUUAUAUUAUGAAGCUAUUAAUAAUCAGGAGGAAACAUUUUGUUUUGCUCCCUCCUAGAAUGAUAAAAUGAGAGGCAUCUUAACCUAGCAUAAAACCCCUCUUUAAACUUUUCACCAACUGUUAGCAGAUCUUCAUCUUUGUAUAUCCUUUGUUUUGCUGAGAAAUCUAGUGGGUCACAGAGAAUGACAAAUAUUGUGACAGAGCUCUAACAACCCAGCAUGUGUUAUGGGGUAACAUGGUUCACAGGAAUGCAGAGGUGUUCAUACUCUUUGGAUGAUCAGGAGGAUAUUUUGCUCUCCACUACUCAAAGUAUUCAAUCAUUACCUGACAAGAACCUUGACCAUCCUGUUACCUUUCUGGACAGUAGUACCACCUUGAAUGAAUCAAUGAGAAAUCUUGGUGUUUCACUUCAAAUUGGGAUAGAAUCAGUAAACAUGGGCAGAAUUUCCAGGGAUGCCAAGUCAAAGACUUUUUAUUGAGACCCUCCAGCUUUAGGACAUUGACUGACAUAACAAUCAAAAGCUCAGUAGCCAUUUUUACUCUCACCAAAACCCUUUGAACACAAUGGACGCAAAGGAAAUAAGUACUUGUGACACAAUGUAUAGUAAUGUUGUAGGAUUUUUUUCCACUCAUGUUUCAAAACACUUAACUGAACACACCUCGGCUCCAUUGCAAAUCAAUUUUUAUUUAAUUUUUUACAUAUGCCUAGAAAAUGGAGGAAUGUGAUUCUUUCAGCCCUUUUGUACAGAUUUCAAGCACAUUGCUCUAUUUAUAGGAAUACAUUGGAAGUGCGGGUUAUUGUUCGAGUCCUGCUAUGUUCAUUAUGGUUCCUCAAGGACAGUUUUAACACGUCUCCUUAUAACCAGUAUCAUUGGAGCAAGAAUUUAAAAUGCAAUUGUUAAACUGAUCAAUGUAUUUAUUACUGCAUUUGUGUAAUUUUUUUUCUCUAUUUAUUUGGUUAAUUAUUUAUGCUAUCUAUAUACUGUAAGUAUUUAUUUAAUAAUGCUUUGUAUGUCAGUGUGAAACAUAAUUUUUUUCUGAUGGGCACUUUUAGCUGUAGAAUCCCAUCGUAAUACCAAAGAUUAAGAUUGUCCUCCCUGAAUGUAUGACCUAACCCCUUCCCUCUCCCUGACCCAUUGAAGUUAUGUAUCUCUCUCUUUAAGGCCUGGCCUUUGUUUUGUAGAAUAAUGGGGAUUUCUUUACUCUUGGCAAAUGUCUCUGUGGUCUUAUGCAGAGACCAAGCUUGUUUGAAUGUUGUGGUAAUGUGACAUCUCAUAGGUUAACAGGCCACUUGUAAAGUUGUGUUCAAACACCAUUCAGCAGAGUGUCUGAAGUGUCCGGAGAUGUGCUUACGGAGCAUUUCAGGCUUUUAAUUAGGUGUGAAUCCUUCGAGACCCCGUGUGUCUGCCUGGGGUUCCCCUACACCCUCCCGUCUGCGUCCUGCUCAGUGUGAUUUCAUCCUUCAGACUCAUCCCUUCUGCCAGUCUUCUCAGUUCCACGUGUUCCUCCAGCGUUGUCUUGGUUUUGCUUCGGUGGGUAGUUGAAAGUGCAGAGCUUAGGCCUCUCCUGUCUUUAACCUCGGAAGGGGCGCGGAGCGGGGGCCCCCUUCACAGCGUGCACUUGUAAGACGGACGGUCAUGAAAGAGGCCAUCGACUUUUGAAGACAUCAAAGGGGGGCCUUUUCUUCCAUCUCCUCUCUGCGUGUCUGGGCUCCUGGCAAGACCUGUGGGCUCAGGGGCAUUCAGAAGGGCCGGGGAGAUCAUAGAGGUGGCUGACUCAUCCCUGAACAGGGGGCAGUGUUUUGGGAGAGGGGGUGGAAAGGCGCCAUAUAGGGUAGAAUUAAAGUUUAAUGAGCGACAAUUGUAAGCAUGCUGUGAGCGAGGGAGGGGGCCAGUCUGUGGCAGGGGACAUGAAAACACCAGCCUGUUCUCUGAGCUCGUCACUGUUGUUGUAUCAAAGACAAUGGGAUAGGUCCCAAUGAAACCUUUAUCCUCCCCCCUAUCCAUUUUAGAACACUCUGUCCUUUAGUCAUUGUCUGCUUUGUCUUGACAGAGUGAGAGAAAUACCCUUUGUACUGAGUGCACAGGUACGUCCGUCAACUUAGCCUGUGGCACCAUCUAGUGGCAUUUAUAGAACUGCAUCUCUAAAUUGAAGGACAGUCUAGAAUGCUUUUCGAGGGCCUGAAAACACAGGCAGAUGAUGAGUAGUGGAACAUAUACCAACGUCUAGCUAAUUAUUCCUGCUUACCCUUCAAAAACAGUUGUUGUCUUCUUCAAGUAGGGUUAUUAUUUCAUCUUAAUUAGAACACGUUAAAUUCACCGACAGUGAGGUUUGGUUUGGUGAGGUGUUAUAGUACUUUUAGGUUCAGCAUUUGCAGUUGGAACUGAGAGAGUGACAUUAGGUUGUGGCUGUAGAGGACGUCUUUUGACUAGUGACCUCAGUGUUCCCUUUGUCCCCCUGUGUACAUGAAGACUUACCCAUCUACCUCAGCUGUGAGUUGUUGUGUGGCAAAGAUGUUCCUUAACCAAAGAUUCCAUACUGUCAGGGUGUCUGUCUGUCUGUCCAUCUGUCAGGGUGUCUGUAUGUCUGUCCAUCUGUCAGGGUGUCUGUCUGUCCAUCUGUCUCUCAUGCCUUUUCAAAAAAAAAAAAAAUGUGCUGGAAUCAAUCUGCUACAGGAGCAAACCAAGCCCCAUCCAGCGAAAGCAUAGUCCAGUACACUAGAUAAGUCAUAUUCACAGUCUGUAUAAUCAUUUCCAAGACCAAAAAAGGAGGCAACAGUCCAAGCAAGGAGGAUCUUGCUGUAAUCAUCGUUGCCUAUUCCUUGUACCAAACUAGAAUCAUGUGACUUCCUGUAACGGUUCUGAAAGCCCAAGAAUUGUGUUCAACCAAAAACAAAAGGUCUAGAGACUAAAGCUAUUUUUUCACAUUUGUAAAACCAUUUCCCCUUUUCCAAGAUGUUAGUAUAGAUAAAAUACUGUUUGAUCCCACUGUUGUAAGUAGGAAUUAAUGACUCCAUACAAAAGCUUUAACUAGGCCAAGUUGAGGGAAAUAUUGCAUUUGAUUUCUGACGUCUGGGUUCCUCAACUUGGUCUCACCCACCAUGCUUAUUGUGCCAUUCUCGUCCAUGUGUUAGAUUAACUAAUGAAUGUGGCUAUCCAACCAAAGGCUUAAAACACAACACUUUAAACGUCAAUCAUGGUGGGACGUUUUAUAACAACAACUAAAGAGAAUCCCUUUGAAUACCUCAUGUGAAAUUGUUUGUUGUGAUGUUGCACUAAAAAAUAAAAAUGACUCAUUUGUAACCCAACAGUAUUUUUGGUUUGCUGACUUAAUGAUGCAUGGAAACACACAUUUGAUUACAGGAUGUAGAUCUACGUACAAUGGGGAGAACAAGUAUU